Malus domestica (apple) is the source of this 1069-nucleotide messenger RNA. RefSeq names its product protein SODIUM POTASSIUM ROOT DEFECTIVE 1-like. NCBI's taxonomy places the organism in Eukaryota, Viridiplantae, Streptophyta, Magnoliopsida, Rosales, Rosaceae. Gene Ontology annotation, molecular function: metal ion binding. The record is from RefSeq and is a predicted model, not a curated record.
UGCAUAACUUAGUUAACAUACACUCUCACUCUCUCUGUCUCUCUCCCUCCCUCCCUCCCUCCUACUAAUUAGUAACCAAUUAUAUAUCAUGAACAUGAAAAGCCGCAGCGGUACCAAGGAGAAGAUGAAGAAGAAGAUGAUGAUGAGAGGGUUCAUGUGCCAGUCUCAGGUAGCAACUGCGGUGUGUAUGACUGAUGCUCGUUCCAUUAUCAUGCCGCCAACAAGACCAGCUGCAGCUACCACUGUCCGCCACAAUCACAAUGCUGGACAUGGGCAUUACAUGAUGAUGAGAAGAUCAACUAGUACUAAUAACGCUGGUGAUGGCGGCAGCGGUGGUCAAUACUACUACCCCAGGCUCCUCAACACUCCUCCAGCUCAUGGCCAUGAGACAUCCUACUCUCACGGUCGCAGGCGAAGCACUACCACUAGCAGAAUUCUUAACCACCAUGAUCAGCAGCCAAUGUCAAAGUCGAUCCGAAAACUACCAUUAUCUGAUCCAGAUUUACUACCACCGUCAUCAUCCGCGGACAAUGUCUUCCAGGUGGUUGUUAUGAGAGUUUCCAUUCAUUGCCAAGGAUGUGCUGGUAAACUGAAGAAACAUCUCUCUAAGAUGGAAGGGGUUACAUCUUUCAGUAUUGACCUAGAGACAAAGAUGGUAACUGUUAGGGGACACGUUUCAGCAGUUGGAGUCGUGGAGAGCAUUUCAAAAGUGAAGAAGGCAGAGUUAUUAGCCUCUUGAAUCCAUUCAAGGGUUACCCCAUAUAGUGGGAAAAGUUGGUCAAUUUUAAUAGGUAUUUGUCAUUACCUUCUGUUUAGAGUAACUACUCCAAGAGGUAUUUGACCAAUAAAAAAAAAAAAAACUACUCCAAGAGGUAGGUCCUUCCAAAAAAUAAAAAGAGGUAAAUGUGGGUGCUAAUUCGAUCAUGUGAGCUAUGGCCCUAUUGAUAUUGACAUGUUUAUUUUUCCCUUCUUCCUUUAAUUUCCCUGGUCACAAAUUGAAAGUGAUGGUGAUGUAUCAUGGUUUGACAAUCGAAGCAAAAUUGAAUUUAUAGUAUUUCUUUAUUUCUUA